Sclerotinia sclerotiorum 1980 UF-70 is the source of this 3789-nucleotide messenger RNA. RefSeq lists its product as hypothetical. Gene Ontology annotation, cellular component: nucleus. Gene Ontology annotation, molecular function: histone binding. NCBI's taxonomy places the organism in Eukaryota, Fungi, Ascomycota, Leotiomycetes, Helotiales, Sclerotiniaceae. Gene Ontology annotation, biological process: positive regulation of transcription by RNA polymerase II; DNA damage checkpoint signaling. The coding region runs from base 1 to 3789 and encodes 1262 amino acids. The record is from RefSeq and is a predicted model, not a curated record. The transcript has 2 exons.
AUGUUUAAAAGUAAGAAAAAGGCAGCGAAUGCGGCUCUAAAUGGUGAAGGUGCACGAGAGUUUGACACGCAGCAGUGUUGGGAAUGGCAAGAAGCAAUUAUUUCGAGCAGUGCGGAGAAACCGGCAACGGCCAAAGAUAUGACAUCUCCGCCCGUCGCGUCAAGCAACUUUAACGUCAACGCGACCAAUAAUGAUCGGGAAGCUGCAGGAGAUGACAAGCACCAGAGUCAAGCAGAGGAUGCAUUUGAUGAGAUAGAAUCUGCGAAAGCGCAAAAAUAUUCCUUAAGUCGCGAAAAGAACCCAUUAAUUCCAGAUCCUGCAUCUCAAGAGCACACGAACGAUGGUCACAACAGUACAUUUCCCACAACUAGGAAGUACAAUGGAAGAAAACUGAGACCAUUCUAUACCAACGGCAAUUUCCAGCACACUCGUGCUAAAUUGAGAGCAAUGGAAGGGGAGGAAUUUACUCAAAAGAGCAAUCUGUCUUUGACUCAAGAGAAUCCUGAUUCCCUUUACGAAGCUUUAGAUUUGCAAAAGUCGAGAGAGGAUGUUCAAGAAAGGAUUCCCGAAUUUUCCUCAAGCCCACCAAUUCCAACUAAAUGGGAAGUUCUAUCAGAGCAACAUUCAAAUGGCGUGUCUGGGGACCCGAUUUCAAUGAAUACAGGAUCGACUGCACAUACAUAUGAGGAGAACGACACAGGGCACAUAAAUUUUGAUGGCUUUCAGUCAACAUCGGCGCCAGAUGAAGGUCAUUUCGAGUCUCAAGACCCACCUGUUGCGGCCCCCACGAGAGAUCUUGUGCCAGAAGAUCCUUUCGAGCCUAAAACUCCAGCUCCGUCAGUCAACCCAUUCUCUGAUAAAGGUAGUGUCAUGAAGCAGCAUGAGCUCUUUGGCGCAACGCAACCAUCCUCGAUCGGGCGAUUAGGUGGCAGCCCUACUUCUUCUAGGCCAUCACCAGAUGCUUUUAAUGGCUUUCGUUCCUCGCAGGAUGUGGACGCUUCACCACUUGUUCGACGAUCGGAAGUUAUUGGUGACGCCGCCCAAAAUUAUGUGCGAUCUCUUCUACGGUCAAUGUCUACUGAGACUCCUGUUUCAGCAAGUCCUGCUCUGUUUUCUACAAGAGCCCAAUCUUUAAAUUCCGCCAUUCGAAAGCCUCUGUUGGUACGUGAACUUCAGGAUACAUAUAUAUCCAUGAAAGAGUCGCAAGAGAGAAGGAGGAAAUUGAAUGAACUCGAAGUAUAUUCUGGCUCGGAAUCGGAUUCCGACAUCGAGGCACUACCUAAGAAAUAUCAGAAGGUGGCGAGAGAGAAGAAGAGGAUGCGCGAGGAGGCACCUUUGAUUGAAAGAAGACCAAAUUCAUCCGGUAGACUGAGUUUGUCAAAAGAAGUCAAGCCGAUAUCCACUGCAUCUAGCAUGCACCCGAGAUCGACCAAACAUGAGCGCGAAUCCUCUCAAGUAACAUCAUCUCAAUCGCCACAAGCGUUAGGGUCAACCCCUACCGCCGUGGAGGUCCCUGCGAGUGGUCGACGCCGAAGUAUACAAGAGGAGUAUGUAGCCCAAUGUGAAGGUUUCGACGCACAAGACACUCAGCCAACGCAACAGGAUAUUAUUGCCGACUCUCAGGCUGCUCCAGUGUCAAGCAAUAUUCCUGCAAGCUCACCAGUGCCUGGAUCACAAAGCCGAACACUAGUCCUCAGCGACGUUGAAAAGAAUGGCCUAGAACCAAUAAGCCCAUCUCAAAGGCUACCAAAACAGAUGCAGCAACCUUCAAGCCAAGAAAAUCUGCACAGCAAAAAUAUCACCAGCGUGAAUGGAAUUCUGUGCAUGGAUUCUAAUAUACCUGCCCUUUCCGAUCAGGAAUUAACUACAUCGCCAAAUGAACCACCUUCCAGUCAGACUUUCAAAGCGCCCGUCCCUCAAAUGCAAGACAUGAUAUCCGAUGGUAUUGUAUCCACUGUCCCGGAAACUAGUCAAGCUACAGAUCGAUUGAAGCCUAUGGGCGAGAUCGCGGAAAUAUCGCUUAGUAUAGAAAACAAUGAUGAAUUUGAUGGAUUGCCAGGGUUCAAUGUGGAUGAAGAAUUCAACGAGAUUAUUGGUGUAUCCGAUGACCAUACCCUGAAAUCCCAACCUCAAUUUCAAGCACAGAUCGUUACCACACCUAGCCCGACUGAUGUCGUCCCCACCGGUUCUGCCGCUAUAUUUUCAUCAGGACUUUCAUCAGCACCUAGUACACUGGAGCCUCCUACUCCUAUUGCAAAUAAUACUGUCGCACCUGCAGCAAGAAGCGUUUCUGGGUUGAAAGUAAUUGAUCAGAACCCACCCGAGAAAGAGCAACAUACUGAAUUGCCUACCUCGGCUCCCGCAGUCCAGACUUCUCUCGGUGUCCUUGAAAAGCAUCCGUCACCGUUGGCCUCAACUGAACAUGACGAUGAGCUUUUUCAAAGAACUCCCACUGAAGAGCCACAACUUCCAUCAAUGAAAGGAAAACGAGAUAGCGUGCCUCAAAGCCCACCACGCAAAUCUUCUCGAAUAUCUAAGAGUCAUCCCAAAAAACCAAUUCAUCCAAAUCCAAAACCAAGGAUGGCUCGCAAUACAAGGCUUUCGAGUGUCUCGUCUACAGCUUCCAAUGCUCUGUCAUCCACCACUGAUAUCGGUCCGGCUUCUGCCUCACGGUUAAAUUCGACUUCUAGUACGAGUGGCCGUCCAAGAGGCAAUGGUGCUACCAAGGCUAAGGACACUGCAGAAGACACUCCUUUUUUGGCUACCAAACGGGGCCGCCCGCGUAGAUCUACCGCUCUUAAUGAGAGAGAAGUCACCAUGUCGGCACCGCCGUCAAAGAGGAAAUCGACACUACCGCCACACGAAGAUAGCGAAGAUCCGUUGGCGCUAUCGGCGUCUUCUCUAGGGAUGGAUGUGCAAAGCAAGAAGUCCACCUCUAGGUUGUUCAAUGACAUGGCUUUCGCUGUCUCGUAUGUCGGCGCAGAAAAGGACAAGCAAGCUGCCAGUCGUUUGAUCAAACAGCAUGGUGGCCGAAUAUUGGAUGAUGGAUUCGAAAUGUUAUUUACUUCUAUGAUUGUAUCAUCCAAGUCCCAUACUGAAGACAAUGAGAUCGGAGAGGCAGAGCUUGAGGUUGCUUCUUCGGAGGCAAAAGUUGGAUUUGUGGCAUUGAUUGCCGAUGAGCAUUCAAGAAGGACCAAGUACAUGCAAGCUUUGGCCCUUGGACUCCCUUGUAUCUCAGGACGAUGGAUUUCUGAUUGUGUCACCAAAGGCAUCAUCAUCGAUUGGUUACCAUAUCUUCUCUCGGCUGGGAGCUCUUCGUUUCUAGGUGGAGCUGUUAAAAGUCGAUAUCUACAUCCAUAUCCUGCCUCAGAAGCGAACUUAAAUGACACAUUUACUAGCAGGCCUAAGCUACUCCAAGGAAAGUCGAUCUUAAUAGUCACUGGAAAGGGAAAAGUGGGUGAAAAGAGAAAACCUUACAUAUUCUUGACUAGAGCUCUGGGCCCAACUCACUUGGGCCAAGCACAAGACCUGGCUCAAGCGAAGGAGAUGCUUUUAGAUGCAGAAAACAAAAAUGCCGAUUAUGAUUGGCUUUACGUGGAUGGUAAGCAAGAUGUGGAAGCUGCUGUAUUUGAAAGUCCACCGGCCAGCACUGCAGGAGGCUCCCGAAAGCGGAAACGGACAUCUAUAAAGGAGGACGAUGCUUCGGCGCCGCUGCCGAAGCGCAUCCGGGUGAUAAAUGAUGAGAUCAUCAUUCAAAGUCUGAUUUUGGGUCAGCUCAUCGAAGAGUGA